GUUUUGAACAAAUUAUAUUUCUAGGGUAUCGAGUAUGUUUUUGGAAUAAUGGGACAUCCUGUGAUCGAUUUAGCCUUAUCCAUGCAAAUUGCGGGCCUUCAAUAUCUUGGAUUUAGAAAUGAACAAGCUGCAUGUUAUGCUGCGCAAGCUUAUGGAUAUUUAACGAGAAAACCAGCAGUAGUUUUAUGCGUCUCUGGGCCAGGAUUACUUCAUGUUAUCGGCGGUAUGGCGAACGCUCAAAUAAAUUGCUGGCCACUUAUAGUAAUUGGUGGAUCUUGUGCUCAGGACCAUGAAGGUAUUGGAGGUUUUCAGGAAUGGCCACAGGUAGAAUCUAGUAAACCCUAUUGUAAAUAUGCUGUCAGACCGCCGUCUGCAAUAUUAAUACCGCUUCACGUGGAAAAAGCCGUUCGAAUCUCUAUUUAUGGUCGACCUGGUGUUGCGUAUUUAGAUUUACCAGCUACUAUCUUAAAUCAAUCAGUUGACGAAGAAAACAUAUAUAAAGUAGCGCAAUGUCCACCACCGCCUCUGAUAUUUCCCGAUUAUCGACUUAUUAAGCAAGCGGCUACUUUGCUCAUGCAAGCAAAAAAACCAUUGUUAAUUAUAGGAAAAGGAGCUGCCUAUGGAAGAGCAGAAAAUGAAAUUCGUAGUUUAGUAUAUUUAACCAAAAUUCCUUUUCUUCCUAUGCCAAUGGCUAAAGGUGUUGUUCCGGAUACCGAUGAACGAUGUAUUUCUAGCGCUAGAACAUAUGUAUUGCAACAAACCGAUGUCAUCUUGUUGUUAGGCGCUAGAUUAAAUUGGAUGUUACAUUUUGGCAAACCACCUCGCUUCCAGCCUGAUGUUAAAAUAAUACAAAUCGAUUUGUGUCCAGAAGAAUUACAUAAUUCUGUUUCUUCUGUAAUUGCAAUUCAGUCUGAUAUAUCUACAGCUAUAGAAAGUCUUGUUACUAUUUUGAAAGAACACAAAUGGUCUAUUACAGAAAACAAUCCAUGGUGGAAAGAUUUAUUAGCUAAAUCAAAUAAAAAUAAAAGAAUAAUACAGAAAAUGUCAAUGGAUACUUCAAUACCAUUAAAUUAUUAUGCUGUUUUUAGACAUAUUCAAGAUGUUCUUCCAUCUGAUUGUAUUAUUUGCUCAGAAGGAGCUAAUACUAUGGAUAUCGGAAAGAUGAUUUUAUUAAAUAAUAAGCCGCGACAUAGAUUAGAUGCUGCUACUUUUGGUACUAUGGGUGUUGGUUUGGGAUUUGGUAUAGCAGCUGCUCUUUAUUGUAAAAAUUAUGCUCCUACAAAGCGAGUUCUUUGUGUAGAAGGAGAUAGUGCAUUUGGAUUUUCUGGCAUGGAAAUUGAAACAAUGUUUAGAUAUAAAUUGCCUAUUAUUAUCAUUAUUAUAAAUAAUAAUGGUAUUUAUAGUGGUUUUGAUAAAGAAACAUUUAGACAAAUCCAAGCUUCAGGUGAAUCAACACAAGUAACACCACCAAAUUGUUUAACAUCAGAAACACAUUAUGAAAAAAUGUUAGAAAUGUUUGGUCGCAAAGGAUACUUUUGCACUACUGUACAAGAUAUACAACAAGCACUUAAGAUAUGUCUUCAGAUUACUGAUUCUCCUAGUUUGUUAAAUAUUAUGAUUAAUCCCCAGGCAGAUCGUAAAGAACAAAAAUUUACUUGGUUAACAGAAUCAAAACUUUAAAUUUCUUGAUUUUAAAAAUUUUAUAACAUGCAAUUAAUGGUGAAAAAUUAAAGGUAAAAAGAAAUGAAAAAAAUAUAAAUUUUACAUUUAUUUCUAUUGUUUGUAAAUAACAAAUGUAAAUAUAUAAAAUAUUUAUAAUGAAAAAUUAC
This is a messenger RNA of Apis florea (little honeybee), 1829 nucleotides long. It is a transcript of the gene Hacl, whose product is annotated as 2-hydroxyacyl-CoA lyase. Gene Ontology annotation, biological process: fatty acid alpha-oxidation. The record is from RefSeq and is a predicted model, not a curated record. NCBI's taxonomy places the organism in Eukaryota, Metazoa, Arthropoda, Insecta, Hymenoptera, Apidae. Gene Ontology annotation, cellular component: peroxisome. Gene Ontology annotation, molecular function: catalytic activity; thiamine pyrophosphate binding; magnesium ion binding.